AUGGCGUACCAAUCGCCAUCUAAGGAGCAGUUUCGGGCUACAUUGCCACCGACUCCUUCAACAGAUAGGCAUUCUCUUUCGCACUCGAGAUCUCAAUCUCAACUAGAGACAAGCGCUCGCGCAAAAUUAGGACCAUGGGCACAGUGGGGUCAUACAUCUGCUUCUUUGAGUGGCUUGGAAACUAUGAAACGGCCUCAAUUGAAACAUAGUCAAACUACGGGAGAUAAGUUGCGCUUCAACAGGGAUCCACUCUCCAACAGAGAUCCACUGCCAGCAAUUCCUGGCGUUCUAGCGAAGAAGUUGGGCAGGGGGAGUAGGAGGCUCGACGGGAGGUUGAAUGAGUAUGGAGAACCUGUUCCAAAACCUUGUAUGGAUAUUUCUGUCUCAAAAAGUCACGAUGAUGAUAUUGAGGAAAGCGAAGAUUUUCGGAGGGUGACGAGGAUUUAUUCUUCGCCCGAAACUAGUACAUUGCCUCCACCCCCCGAUCCACCCUUAACAAAGUCGGCAACGAAGGUGAUGCAGAGAACAGGCUACGACCCGACUAUGGAAAUAAGAGAAGGAAGGAGUCGACAGUCAUCGUUAGCUACGGACAACUCUGACAGUUCUGGUAGCAUUUACAGCCAAGAAGAUGAUAUAAAUUCACACAUGGCUCACCAGAGCCAAACUAUUGGUUCUGCUCCUGUGUCUCCGAUGCAGCGGGAUGAGGGAAGCUCGUACUUCUCCAACUACAUACCUAGUAAUGCAUCGAGCCUGGCCACGUCUUCACCGAGAUCAUUAGUAAUAUCGUCAGAAUAUAAAGAACGAGUGUCAAGGUUUAUGCAAGGUCAUUUAGAAGAUCUCAAUACUAGCCAAGAUCUGUCAUACACUAGUGGUCUCGAGAACAUGAUAGAUCAAGGAGUGCCGUACGAUUAUCAGAAUGGGCGAGAAUAUCCACUCAGACAUAAGGCUCACAACGAUGAUGUCGCGUUAAUGCCACCACCACUCUCAUUGCCAACAAAGAGAAGUCGACAAAGCUAUUUCUGCGAAAGCCCAGAUUAUUGGGAGCCACGAACCCCGGUUGCUCCAUUUUUGGGUAGCGAGGAGCAGCAGAGUUUGCAUAGACCCUCUGCAGUCUCACAUACAUCAUCCAUGGCACCACCGAACAUAAUAAUACCAGAAUCGAAUAAGCCUCGAAAGAGAGAUUUCUCAAGUGGUCAACACCCCCUGAAGAGUCCUUUUCCAUUUCUUUCAACUAAUAAGCUACCGGAUUCUCCAAAAGCGACAGGUCCAACAGGGUCAUUGGGGAAAUAUUAUCGGGUGCUUUAA
Botrytis sinoallii is the source of this 1305-nucleotide messenger RNA. RefSeq lists its product as uncharacterized. Bases 1 to 1305 code for a protein of 434 amino acids. NCBI's taxonomy places the organism in Eukaryota, Fungi, Ascomycota, Leotiomycetes, Helotiales, Sclerotiniaceae. The transcript has a single exon. The record is from RefSeq and is a predicted model, not a curated record.